Venturia canescens is the source of this 3658-nucleotide messenger RNA. It is a transcript of the gene Pep, whose product is annotated as Protein on ecdysone puffs. NCBI's taxonomy places the organism in Eukaryota, Metazoa, Arthropoda, Insecta, Hymenoptera, Ichneumonidae. The coding region runs from base 218 to 2626 and encodes 802 amino acids. The transcript has 10 exons. The record is from RefSeq and is a predicted model, not a curated record. Gene Ontology annotation, molecular function: nucleic acid binding; zinc ion binding. Gene Ontology annotation, cellular component: nucleus.
UCCGUUUGUUCUCUCUGUUCUUCUCUGACCUUUCUGCUUUUUCGACUGUGCCGCUCAGGCUCAUUGCACUAAUAGCGUAAACUUUAAUGACAAAUAGUACUAGUUAAAUAGAUUUUUUACUUCGAUUAGUGAAUUUCAAGUGCUUUUUUCUACGACGUCUAUAACCAAAGGGUCGAAAAUCAGAAAAAAUUCACGAAAAAUCUUGUUAAGAGCAACAAUGUCUUUCAACCGUGGAGCCAAGAGAAACUCGUUUGGAGGUAGAAAUUUUAAUCGAAACAGCGGCGGAGGUGGAGGAGGUGGAAAUCCUUCAGGGCAUAAUAACAUGGGAGGCAGUUUGAUGGGUAACUUGGGUGGUUCUUCGGGUGGAUCCGGCGGAGGUGGAGUCAAUCCUUGGGAAAGUGGAAUAAUGCCGGGCAGAGGAUUGCUCCCAACCCCAAACAACAAUCUUUCUCUGAGCUCUCCACAAGCUCAGCUUGUCAUUGCGAGCAAUCUUCUGAGCAAUCUUUUGCGAACUCAACAAGAAGUCCAGCCGCAGUUGCCUUCCAAAAAGGUGCCGUCAUUGCUGAGUUUGGGCAACACUCUCAAUGGCCCAGGGCCCAAUUUUGGCGGUCAACAGAAUUUUAGUGGACCAGGAAGAUUCAAUGACAGGCCAAUGAGACACCCCAUGAAGAAUCAACGUCCCCAACCCUACAACAAGAUGGGCAAUCGAGCCCGUGACGGUGCCGCCGGGCGACGUGGCCCAUCCGCACAACAAUCUCGUGCGCCCCAGUCCGCCAACCAGCGUAGCAAUGGAAACCAAAAUCAGCAUCGCAACGAUAAAUCUUCUAAAGCAAAUCCUGCCUCUAAACAAAAUCAGACCGCCAAAAAGGAACAACAGGAAGUUAAGACCUCUGAUAAAGAGAAGGCAGAAACACACGUCGCGAAAAGCGAUGAAAGCGAAGCAGGCGAAGAGAAAAAACGCGACUGGAAGGACGAGAAAAAAGAGGGUGAAGUUAAGGAGAUGGAAACAACCGAAACUGAGGAGCAACCACCGAAGGAAUCAGCCGCCGAGAACACCGAAACCUCAACAACUGCUGAUAAAAAAUCUGACGACAACCAAGGGGGUGGCAAAAAGUCCGCUACGAGACACGCUGAGAGUCGUUAUGCUGCUGUUCCCAUGAACCAAAUGUUUUGCCACGUUUGCAAUAAACACAUGUGGGAUGGAUUCUCAUUCGAAAACCACUUGCGCGGUCGUGCUCAUCAACUGAUGAUGGAAAAAUUGGAUGAGUCUUAUAAGCUUAAAGUUGAUCUCAUGAGACACGAGCUCAGAGUCGUUGAGGAACAGCGUCAACUUAGUUUGACCAACUCUAAGCGCCGUGGCAAGAAGGUAUCGGUUGAUUUGAACGUGCGUGAAUACUGCACAAUGUGCGACCUUAACUUCUUCGGUACUCUGUCGAGUCACAGAAAGAGCGACAAGCAUCAGCAGCUCAAGAUUUUCCUUCAUCCUCGUUGUUUCCCGUGCAUGAAAGAGUUCCCUUCAAGAAUCGAAUACGACGAGCACUGUCUUACACCCGGUCACAUGAAGAGUAACGCUCAAAGCGAGGAGCAACGUAAAAACAAGAAAAAAGAUAAACUAUCGAAAGGAGAAUCCGAAGUGCGGACUGCUGAAGACGAAGAAAAAGAUGCUGGCCCUGAGCCUAAAUCCACUGACAAGGAAGAAGAAUUGCCAGAGAAUACAGAAUACAUAACUGAUUUUACCGAGGAUAUGACACUCUCGAAUUAUCGAGUCCCUUCGCUCAAACAUUGCCGUCAAAAUCAAAUAUCGAUCGGUAAAUCUAUGGUGAAGGAAGUCCAAGGCUGGCAUUGCGAAAAAUGCCGUCGUUUCAUGCUCAACGAAGCGGAUAUGGCGGCGCAUCUUCGUAGCGCCACGCAUUACCGAAACUUCGUGCAAGAAUUCAAAUCAUUGACAGCUGCAGCCGAAGCUGCGACCAAGGCCGCCUCUGAAGAAACAUCAAAUGUAAAAGAAGAGACGAAAGAAGAUGAGGACGAUGAUUAUGAGAGUGACUGGAAGCGUCGCAAGGUCGAUCACUCCAAGGACGAGGAUGAAUCGAUGAAAGAAGAGUCGGCGGAGGUUGACAACGAUACUUCUGUAGUGUCUAAAAAAGAUGACGGCGAAGACAAGUACGAUCCGUUGGAAGCGGACGCUGAUUCACACGACGAAGCUGAUGAUCUCGAAAAAACGGUAGAAACCGCAGAGAAUAGUAUGGUCACCGAGAACACGGAGAAGGGAACGCCGGUCGAAAAAAUGUGGGCGGAUAUCGACAACGACAACGAUCCGGAAAUUGGUAAUUUGAUCGAUGACGAUAUGGAGGAAAAGGAAGAAAUCGAAGAAUCAGAAGUCCAAAAACCAGAAGCGGAAAAGAAAGUUGAGGCGGUUGUUCCGGUCGUAGAAGUGACACCGAUCGUUGAAAAAUCACCUGCCCCUCAAACGAAGUCACCGCCGCCAACCACGACGCCCGUGGCAGUCAACACGCCCACCACGAAUAAUUCAUCGGCGAACAACACACCGCAAUCGAAGUCGCCACGUGGUGGUCGUGGUUACAACCGUGGUCGAGGUUCCCAACGCGCCCGAAGAUCCAGACGAUAAAUAAAAAAUAAUAAUAAUAACAAUAACCAAAUUCACCAUUGCAUCAAAAAUGGUGUGCCCCACGUAAUUUCUCGGCCAAAAAAUGUAUUCUAUCAGAAUUUCGGUAUAUUCCGAUUCGGCAAGAAUCUUUGAACAUUCAGACACUUAGAUUUCACGAACAAUGGUUUUUUUUUUAAUAACGCCAAAAAUUCACUUCAAAUUAUUGUACAUUCAAACUAUUUUUGUCGAAUUUUAUCGAAAUUUUGGUCGAUUCAUUCAUUUUAGCUGAUGAUAUGCCUCUUCAGAAUCCCUGAGGAUUAAUCAUUGACUUAUAUCGACUGAUUUGUGGAAUUGACCCUUUUGUAUACAGCUUUGAGUCGUUGAAAUCGAGAAAAUUCAUUAUUUUUUAAUGGCUGAAAUUUGCUAUUAUUUGGGUCGUGUGAAUUGGUCCACCUGGAAUGGGUGUUCGUUUUUUUUUAACUUACGAACUUGCAAUAAAAAAUGUUGAAGAAAGAAUUAACAAGAAUUAAGGAAACUCGAUUGAUGCAAACUUCAAUCGAACUCAGGAAGGAAAUAAAUAUUCCUUAUCGUGUCAAUGAAAUAUUGAUAAAAAUCUUUCAACUUUUUAGAGCCAGAAAUUUUAUGAACUUGUUUCUUAUAUUUCAUAACGAAGUCAAUUCCACAUGACGAAUACUUAUUAACUGGGUAAUCGUCAAAUUACAACUCCCAAAAGAUCUUUCUAAACCAAUUGUUUAUAUCGCUUAAGGAUGACUCAACGUUCAGUCCAAUUUCAUCCAAAACUAUCAGUGAACAAUAAAAGAAACUAACAAAAACCGACUUUUGUUACCGAUUUACGCGCGCAUAUUCAUUUAUUAUUGAUCGAUUGAUGCGUUGACGUGAAUAAUCCAUAAAACUUUUGUAGACCUUAAGAUUUUCAUUCCAGUAAACGAAAAAGUAAAUAAAUGAAAACCACGUUGUAAAGAAAAUGUUUUAUUUUUUUCUUGUCACAUUCUGUAACAACGAGUGAUAAUAAAACAGUAAAGAGAGUCAAUA